AUGAACGUUGUCUUGGUCGGAGCGGAGUGUGCACCCUGGUCCAAAACAGGCGGGUUGGGUGACGUGAUGGGGGCGCUCCCGAAGGCGCUGGCGCGGAGGGGCCACCGAACGAUGGCGGUGGUGCCGCGAUACAGCAACUAUGAGGAGGGGUGGGAGACUGGCGUGCGCGUGCGCAUGCGCGUCAUGGGCUCCGACACCGAGGUGGGGUAUUUCCACGGGUACAUUGAUGGGGUGGACUAUGUCUUUGUGGACCACGCCUGCUUCCAGGGGCGCCAGGGGGACAUCUACGGGGGGGACCGGCAGAGCAUCCUGUUCCGCUGCGCGCUGCUGUGCAAGGCCGCGCUAGAGGCUCCCUGGCACGUGCCCUGCGGUGGCGCCCCCUAUGGCGAUGAGAACCUGGUGUUCAUCGCCAAUGACUGGCACACCGCGCUGCUGCCCGUCUACCUGCAGGCACACUACCGGGACUACAACAAGAUGACGUUCGCGCGGAGCGUGUUGGUGAUACACAACAUGGCGCACCAGGGGCGGGGCCCUCUGGCGGAGGUGGCGGGGCUGGAGAUCCCGGAGCACUACACACACCUGUUCCAGCUGUACGACCCCAUCGGCGGCGAGCACAUGAAUAUCUUCAAGGCCGGCCUCAUCGCCGCACACCGCCUCGUAGCCGUCUCCCACGGGUACGCAUGGGAGUGCCAGACGGCGGAGGGCGGCUGGGGCCUGGAUGGCGUGCUGAGAGAGCACGCCUGGAAGCUGCGAGGCAUCGUCAACGGCAUGGACUACGCCGAGUGGAGCCCUCAGUCCGACCCGCACCUGCGCUCUGACGGCUACUCCAACUACGGCCCCGACGACAUCGCCGCGGGCAAAGCGCGCUGCAAGGCGGCUCUGCAACGGGAGCUGGGCCUGCCGGAGGACCCAAAUGUACCGCUGCUGGGGUUCAUAGGGCGGCUGGACUACCAGAAGGGGGUGGACCUCAUCCGCGACAACUUCGACUGGCUCAUGCACGAGGGCGCGCAGCUCGUCCUGCUCGGCUCCGGCCGGGACGACCUCGAAAAUUCCCUCAGGGAGAUGGAGGCGAGCCGGCACCAGCAGUGCCGCGGGUGGGUGGGGUUCAACGUUCGCCUGGCGCACCGCAUCACGGCCGGCUGUGACAUGCUGCUCAUGCCCUCGCGCUUCGAGCCCUGCGGCCUCAACCAGCUCUACGCCAUGGCCUACGGCACCGUGCCCAUCGUCCACGCCGUGGGCGGGCUACGGGACACGGUGCAUCCGUACAACCCGUACGAGAAUACGGGCACGGGGUGGACCUUUGACUGGGCGGACGCGGGCUCGUUCCGGGACGCGAUGGGCAACGCAAUUUACACAUACCGCGAGUUCCGGGACAGCUUCCGCGCCGUGCAGCUGCGCGGCAUGCGCCAGGACCUCUCCUGGGACCACGCUGCCGAGCUCUACGAGCAGGUGAGGCUUUAA
Molecule: messenger RNA, 1461 nt
Organism: Coccomyxa subellipsoidea C-169
Lineage: Eukaryota; Viridiplantae; Chlorophyta; Trebouxiophyceae; Coccomyxaceae
Exons: 8
Coding region: 1-1461 (486 amino acids)
Molecular function (GO): alpha-1,4-glucan glucosyltransferase (UDP-glucose donor) activity
Source: RefSeq, a predicted model, not a curated record